UUGUGUGCGUGCGUGCAGACAGGUCUGUUGAGGGGGGCGUGGCUUGUAAACUACCUGAAGCAGGUAAGGUUCGGGUUACCUGCAACGCUUCAGUCUCUGCACAGUCCGCUUUGGAAGAACGUAAUUCAGUGUUUGCUGAUGAGUUUGUUCACUUAUCGAUCAGCCGAUUAGGCGCGCAGAGCGGAGAUCAUCCACCCGCAGGUAAAGGUCACAUGAUGUUGCAAUGCCUGGCAUAGACCUGCCCACCUCAGAACGCCACAGCGGCAUCACCCCAAACCCUGCAGGAAGUGAUGUUGUACCCAGAGAUGAAGUGAGUGACAUGGAGCACCUCCUGGAUCUGUACCAGUGCCGGCUUCCUGUCCGCUCGUCUCCAGUGGAGCUAAAGGAGGAAAUGCAGCGAGUCGACAGCAGCUGGAGCCAAGAUGGAGACCUGCAGGACUGUGGACAGUUGGAGAGGAGAUGGCUGCUCUGGCAUGAGUUUAUGAAGGAGUACGAGCACUUGGAUGCUUGGCUGAGAUUGGCCGAGGAGGCCGUCUCUUCCCCAAACUCCGUCCAUGUUACCUACCAGACCGCCAAGGAGGAAAUGAAGAAGUUUGAGAGGCUGCGGCGAGAGGCGGGGCCUCGCCUCAUCCAGCUGGACAGCCUGACCCGGAGGAAUCGAACACUAACUCGGCUCUUCCAGGGUACCAUGCAGGCUCGGCUGCUCGCAUCGGCGAGGGAUUGUGGCCGCCGCUGGGAUGACUUGAAUGCCAAACUGGAGUCCAUCACAGGCCAACUGCAGCUCUUUAUCUCAGAGUGGGAGGGGUUUGAUGCACAAAGGGAGGAGCUUGCAGUUUGGCUGGCUGACAUGGAUGUCCGCCUGAUUGAGGUUGAGCAGCUGACAGGAAACACCUGUGAAAAACUGAGACAGCUGCAGUCAUUUCAGGAGUGCGUGUGCGUGAAUUCGGGGCGUGUGAAUGCCCUGCUGCAGCGCGGCGAGGCGUUGAUCCAGCACAGUGUACCUUCUGACGCUCAGCACGUCGAGAGCCAGCUGCUGGAGCUGCUGCAGCAUUGCAGCCACGUCUACAACAACAUUGGACGAACACACACCCGGCUGCUCAGCAUGAGACUGGUGUUUGAGGACGACUGCAUUCUGUCCCAGGCUACAGACUCUGGUUGUCCUUCGGAGAGUCUUUUAGAAGACGAGGGAACAGCUGAAAAGCAAAAUGUGGACCUCCCCGAAUCUUCAAACCAUCCUAAAGACCCUCCCUCACCCGUUCACCAUCCUCCUCCUCCUCCAUCCUCUCCUACCCAUGAGACCCUGGGGCUGGAGUGGGACCCCUCAGUUGACAUUGGACGCUCUGUCUCCCGUGACGACGCCGACUCAUCAUAUUUCAGUGCCAGCACAGGUCUGAAGAGGUGGAGCUACCUGAGUUCCUUUGACUCUCAGUCUGACAUCAGCGCCGACAUCAGCGCCGACAUCAGGAACCAGGAGGGAGACUUGGAAUGGCUUGAUCACACUCAGCCGGGCUUCUUCUCGCCUGUCGCAGACCAACAGGAAGAAGCUCUGGGCUGCAGGGACCAGUGGAAGACCUCGACUCCUGACCGACAGGACGGCGAGCCGGUUGACUUUGACGGAGGCCGUGUGCAGGCGUGGCUGAGAGUCCAGAGCGCCGCUUUGCCAGAGAGGAGCACUUCCUGUUCGAAAGAAGUGCAGACUGAUGGGAGGCUGAAGAUGUCUCAGUGUUACAUGGAUGAAAACCACGCUGAUGCAUCCAACAGCAGCCAUGGCUGCCACGAUGACACACGCCGGCUUUCUCCUUCACCGUCAGAUGACCUGAAAUUAAAGGCCAGCUCUGAUAGGAUGAGGAACGACUAUCAGUCAGAAGCACAGGAGGAAGAGGAGCUGUACUGCUGUGAGGAACCCGAGCGUCUCGUCUCUGAACAAAGUGUUCCCCGUGUGACCUCCAGCAGCAGCGGGGCUGCCUCCUCACUCUCCCCCGCCCUCCUCUGCCUCCUCCUGGCUGCAGCACUGGUUCUGCUGGCCUGUCUGGCCUGGGUCUUCACGGAGCAGCCAUGUCACCGCAGCAACACAAUGGCCCGUAGCUUCCACCUGACACUGAGAUACGUCAACGGACCCCCGCCUACCUGAGUGCCGGUGGAAAUGCUUUCCUGAGGCUCUUCAUUACAGAGGUUUGCAACUAUGAGCAGUUCAAACAGCAAUAACUUGAAACAGGAGACCAGACAAAUCUGGGAACCCCCCCCAAAAAAUAACAGAAAAAGGAGGAAAAACAAAAACAGGUUUUCUGCUAGAAGAUGGAAGAAAGUCUGUAUACAUGAUACACAGGAAAUCUUCUCUGAAGUCUGACUUGCAGGGACCUCACAUACUGUAAAAAUGAUAUGGGAGAGGUUUAUAUAUCCAUGAUGAUGUGUCCUCAAACUGUGCUAAUGUUAAAAUGCAGCUUACAAACCGACAUCCCCCCGACUACAUGACUGUAUAUAAUUUUGCCAUUUAUAUCAAAUAUUUGUAUUAUUUUUGUACUUCAUAGUCCAUGUCUGCCCGUGACGGUACCUUUCUAAUUCACUUUGUACAGUGUUGCAUGUUUUACAGGAAAAUGCUUUACUUUGAGUGAACAUCAGCGUUUGUGCCCAAGCUCACCACCGAAAGUGACGUUGACAUUUUUCUAAACCACUUCAGUCUUUAAAGACUUUAAACGGGGCCGGGUUCUAUUUUUUGUGUGUGUAAUAAGACUUUAAACCAGAAGGUGGUGGACUGAGGUAAAGACGUCCCAACAAUAGUCAAGCUAAUCCGACUUAUUCUGGAUUCGUUAGAGUUCAUCUUUCAGAAUAGUUAAAAGAAAAUAUGAUUGAAAAGAUGACACAGUUUGGGUUUGACGGCAACAAUGAAAGCUUCUGGUCAACGUGCUGCCACCUUGUGGUGGAAUAUUUUCAUUAAAAUUUACAGAAGGUUUUUACAAAAAGUACCUUUUUUAUUUCUAAGGUUUCAGAUGACUUCUGUGAGAAUCAAACUGUAGAGCCCAUCUUUGGCCCUGUUGAGACCUGACAUCAAGCAUCUCUGUUGAUGUCUAAGUUCAGAGCUGUUCUCAAGAGGCAUUGAACCCUAAUUUCUCAGACCAUUUUUGAAGGUGGUCUGGGCGACACUGAAGGAUCACCUACACAGCUCGCAGCUCUGCUAGUCUACCGAGGUAUGUGGGGCCAGGUUGCAAACUAGGACCCGUGCAGGACUCUGGCAUCUGGUCUUUGCAAACAUAAAGACAAUGUAGGUUUUCAUUUAGGGAGAGAAAUCCUGGAAGAACUGGUCCCCUCAUGUUCUUGGAGCUGUGGAUGCACAUUAAUGAGAGGUGUGAACAGGGCCUGUGGAAGUCAACAUGACGUCUUUUUAACAGAGAGACGAGCUUUGACUGACCAGCAGUCAUGUUCUGCAGAGGUAUCUGAAGCGCUCUCACACAUUAGAAGAACGUGAGCAUGUUUGCAGUAUGAAGAGCUGUUUGAUGCCAUGUGUGAAUCAAUGUCAGCACAGCUUCCUAAAUGUUUGAGAAAAAGUCUUUUCUGUUCCUGUCAGUGAGCUACAUAAUUAUGAGAUGUGUUUUUUAAAGCUUUAAUGUGUUUGGCAAAGUAACUGUAAAACUGAAGUUUGUAUUGGUCGCCUGCCACCUUAUACAUUUCACUUUUUUAUACAAGAAUAAUUCUUGAUGUGUUGUUGAAUAUUUGAAAAGCCUUUUUGUCCAAUGAAAUGUCUUUUUAUAUAUAUAAAUGUGUAAAGAUUAAUAAAAAUUAAUUAAAUGAAAAA
Molecule: messenger RNA, 3790 nt
Organism: Oreochromis aureus
Lineage: Eukaryota; Metazoa; Chordata; Actinopteri; Cichliformes; Cichlidae
Exons: 13
Coding region: 224-2131 (635 amino acids)
Cellular component (GO): membrane; nuclear envelope; meiotic nuclear membrane microtubule tethering complex
Source: RefSeq, a predicted model, not a curated record